AUGACAUUCCAAGCUGGAUAUAAACAGGUCAUUCUCUUUGAUAUCUGGAAAACCGAAACUGUAGGAGCUAUGAUUGGGGCUGUGGCAAUCGUAUUUGUUCUUGCAGCUUUAUACGAAGGUUUAAAGGUGUUCAGGGAGCAUCUACUUAUCCAAGCCCAAAGCAGAAUUGCAACCUCUGUACCUGUCCAACCUACCAGUGUAAGGAAGGAGCAAGAUGGAUCUGUCAUAUUCCUGAACAAUGAAUCUUCCUCUGAGAAUGACAUAACCACGUCCGAUGGGUUGCGUAUGUGCAGUAUUGACCACGUGCUACAGACUGUCCUGCACCUUAUCCAGGUGACCGUAUCCUACAUACUGAUGCUUAUUGCCAUGACAUAUAAUGUGUGGCUGUGCAUAGGUGUGGUGUUUGGUGCCGCUGCAGGUUACUUUUGUUUUGGCUGGAAAAGAAGCGUGGGCAACCAUGUGCAUGAUAGUACAGAGCAUUGCCACUGAGGCCUGGCUUUGUGAAUGAGCAGUCACCUAGUAGAAACUGCUACGCUCAGUCUAAACUAUAUCACUACUUAAAUAAUGUACUAAUCCCAAGGAAUUCAAAUUUCCAAUGGCUUUAUCUUUUAAAACCAACGGUUAAUACACACUGGGUGGGGAACAACGUUAUUGACCUCGUGUAUGUGGCAUGCAAACGUGUAAAAUACUGUAGAAGAUCUAUGUAUAUUUCUACGAAGGUAAAUGUGUGUUGAUGUACAAAUCAAAGGUUGUUGAAACAGAUUUUAAUUAGAUUUAAAUAGAUGGAAUUGUAGGGAGAUUUUAACGUUGUGUGGCUGGUAGUUUUUUUAAAUAAGCAAUUUAUUAGUGAUUAUGUUUCUAUUGAAUACGUAAUUGUGGUUGAGAGUAACACCUAGCAAGUGUAACACAUGCCUUGUAAUGCUAAAUAAUUACUGAGUCAGUGCUGAGUUGCCAUGGG
Messenger RNA from Priapulus caudatus, 958 nucleotides. Its product is annotated as high affinity copper uptake protein 1-like. Gene Ontology annotation, cellular component: membrane. The record is from RefSeq and is a predicted model, not a curated record. NCBI's taxonomy places the organism in Eukaryota, Metazoa, Priapulida, Priapulimorpha, Priapulimorphida, Priapulidae. Gene Ontology annotation, biological process: copper ion transmembrane transport. Gene Ontology annotation, molecular function: copper ion transmembrane transporter activity.